Messenger RNA from Arvicola amphibius (Eurasian water vole), 1074 nucleotides. It is a transcript of the gene Apobec4, whose product is annotated as apolipoprotein B mRNA editing enzyme catalytic polypeptide like 4. The coding region runs from base 1 to 1074 and encodes 357 amino acids. The transcript has a single exon. The record is from RefSeq and is a predicted model, not a curated record. NCBI's taxonomy places the organism in Eukaryota, Metazoa, Chordata, Mammalia, Rodentia, Cricetidae.
AUGGAGCCACUGUAUGAGGAGUAUCUAACACAUGGUGGAACCAUUGUCAAACCUUAUUACUGGCUAAGCUUCUCUCUAGAUUGCACCAACUGCCCUUACCACAUUCGGACAGGAGAAGAAGCAAGAAUUCCCUACACAGAAUUUCAGCAGAUUUUUGGAUUCCCAUGGUCAACAUACCCUCAAGCAAAACACCUCACAUUUUAUGAGCUGAGAAGUUCCUUUGGGAACCUGAUACAAAAGGGUCAUGCUAGCAACUGCACUGGGAAUCACAACCACCCAGAAUCAAUGCUAUUUGAGAGGAACGGCUACCUUGACUCAGUCAUAUCUCAUAACAGCAACAUCAGACAUGUCAUUCUGUAUUCCAGCCACUCCCCUUGUAAUGAGGCUAAUCACUGCUGCAUCAGAAAAAUGUACAACUUCCUGAUGAUGUGUCCAGAUGUCACUCUUAGUAUUUUCUUCUCUCAGCUCUAUCAUACGGAGAACCAAUUUCCUACCGCAACAUGGAACCGUGAAGCUCUUCGGAGCCUGGCCAGCUUAUGGCCCCAGGUCACUUUGAGUCCAAUAAGUGGUGGCAUUUGGCAUUCUAUUCUCAACAAUUUUGUUAGUGCUGUUUCGGGAUCACCAGUUCUCCAGCCUUUCACAGCUGGAAGAAUACUGGCUGACAAAUACAAUGCUUACGAAAUAGACUCCAUAACGGGAAUCAAGCCUUAUUUUAUCGAUGUUCUUCAGAGCCAGCGAAAAGAGAAUCAGAACAUAAAAGUUCAGGUGGCUUUUGAAAAUCACCCCUUACACAAUGCUGAUCCUGGACAGCCCAUCCUGUGUCAGGACCCCAGGACUCCUGUUGUUUUCAUGCUGGUACCUUACAGAGAUCUACCGCCGAUCCAUGUGGGUCAAAACACACAGAAGCCCAGGAAUGUGCUAAGACACUUGGAUAUGCCUCGACUGUCAUCAGUUGAGGCCAAAGACCUUAGAAAACUUCCCUUAGCCAGGCCAGUGGAGGUGCUGGAAGCCACAAACGGGUCUGGAAGCAGCAAAGAGGAAAAUGAAGAGAACAAAAAGAAAUGGAAGAAAUAA